UAUUCGCUUCAUCACGCAUCAGUUGGGCGACAUAGCAUGCGAUUUUGUAAUCAUGGCGGGGAGCAAUUUAACCAACGUGUCUUGUGCUGAUUUUGCCCGAUUCCAGGAAGCUCUUAAAGAAAUGCGAAUGAUAGAUGAUAAGGUAAUCUACAACCUCAACAAAGUAGUUCCAACAACGUCUUUCAAAGGCCAAGUAGAUGCGAGCCAGAAAUGUGAGGGAUUUUACAACGAGUUGUCAUCAGCAUAUUCCGGUAGAGAGAAUGUGAUUAAGAGGUGUAUAUCAGAAGUCUCUACAUCAAUCAACCAACUAAAGAAAGAAAAAGACCAAAAUCCGGACGACUUCAAAAUCAUGAAAGAUCUCAGGAAACGGCAAGGAGAGUUGAGACUUAUGCAAUCAGAACUGAACAUAGAAGAGGUUGUCAAAGACAGAACAUUAAAGGUAUUCCACGAGAAAUGUAGGAGCCAUUACACGCCACCAAAGAAGGACUCAUUAUGACGAUAGUGAGCUAGAGACAAAGGAGCCCACAGGGGGCUUGAUGAAGCUGCAUUUUACCCAAAUAUAUUUGGUUCGACAAAAUCAUUGUCUGAAUUCAGAUGUCCACUGGGCCAGAGCUACUGUAAAUUUGUCAUGUAGUCAUAGGCAUACAGGUGCAAUUUUACUAAAGGGUGGGGGGGGGGUGACAUUUCUUGCCCAAUUGCCAGCUUUCAAGGUUAUAAAAUUUACAAAUGAGUGAACGAGCAAGCCACAUUUUGACAACCUGUUACUGUGAAAAUGCAAUUUUUGUUUUGUUUAAAAUAUAUGGUGAAAGAACAACCUCACUGCCAGAGUAUGAGGUGAUGGAUGCCCGAAGAUUAACAAUUUCAAAAUUCCCCCUUUCUACCUCGUAUGCCUAUGCAUGUAAUUGAAUUUCAAUUCUGCGUUUUAUAGUCUUGAUUUAUCUCAAUCCAAUUGAGAUUGAGAUUGACUUACAACGAUUAUGUCAUCUAUUUGAAAUGUAAUUUUUGUAUACUGUAUGUGAGUUUUGGUCUAUACUGAUUUAUGUUACAUAUACAUGUAAUAACAAAUCUUUUUAAGCCAUCUGCCCACCUUUAAUUUUUUAGAAGGAAUAAGUAGUUGGUAAAUUGUUUUCUCUUUAGUAUAACACCAACCGAUUUCCGAAUCGAUCAAUUCUUUUGAAAUUUGGAAGAAUGGGUUGGGAUGGGGCACCAAAAUUUUGUAUACUAAGUUCAAUUAUGUAAAUUAAAAAUCAAAAGUUAGGUUUUCAUGAACAACAGACCUACAUAGGCAUGUAAUCAAAGAUAUCACUCAUGGUGUUUUCUCGAACUUCCUUGUUGUCUUAUUCACUGUAUUUCUGUGAUUGAAGAUGUGUGUGUCCUCAAUUUGCCAUUUUCGUGGCUUGCAGGUGGUUGAUACUGUGGACUGAACUUACCAGUCUUCUGCUGAUAGACAUACAGCAGUAUCAUUCAUUGAGAUCAUAAUAGUGAGCAUUUGGGAUAUUUUUUAUAUACAUGUAUUUUUAUUUGUAUAACAAUGGUUAAAAAGAUUAUUUUCAAUUGUUGGUUCUGUGAACGAUCUAUGCCCGUGCUUCCAAAAACCAUCAUUAUGAAGAGAAACUAUUAUAUUCCAUGAAUAAUGUAGAUAAUCCUGUUGGAAAGAAUCACAUACGAUUCCCCAGCAAAGAUUUUGGGGGGGAUCGCUAUUGAUAAAGAUCCACUCUUGACUAGAAAUAAUCUUAACAUCUAAAUUCAUUAACAUUGAUAUUAUAUUGUCACACAGGUAUAAGUUGAAAAGUUGAUCAAACUAUUUCAUGAAUCAACUUUCAAGCUACUGUUCAAAUACAUUGCCACUAUCCUGCAAGGGUGGAUUGAUAAAAGAAUUAGGCAAUCCGAAGAGAUGGAAAUAGACAUAUUUUUAAGAUUAAAGACUAACUGCACUACUUAUAGCUACUUGCGCCCUCUAUAUAGCAAACAAUGCCUAAUCGGUGACCAUUGGUCCCCCAUGAUCCUUUUUUUCUUAUGUUAAGUGAGAGCUGAUUUGAUGAGAUAACCACCUGUCAGUGACAUUGCAGGAGGUCUAAUCCCUCCUGUAAACUAGUACAGAUGGGCUUUAAGCCAUUGGAUUAAGUUUGACAUGCAUGUCUAAUGGGUGAAACAUCCCAAGUUAUUUACAUACUAUUCAAGAAGAUGUACUUUUAUACAUGCUUUUUCUGAUGACACGUAUUGGACACAAUUAUUGAUUUGUCCAUCGUUAAAAAUCAACCCAUUGUGGUUGUCAUAUAUGAUAUAUUAAAGAUUUUUUUCAUGAAAUGGA
Molecule: messenger RNA, 2311 nt
Organism: Strongylocentrotus purpuratus (purple sea urchin)
Lineage: Eukaryota; Metazoa; Echinodermata; Echinoidea; Camarodonta; Strongylocentrotidae
Gene: ccdc58
Product: coiled-coil domain-containing protein 58
Exons: 5
Coding region: 53-496 (147 amino acids)
Cellular component (GO): mitochondrial intermembrane space; mitochondrion
Source: RefSeq, a predicted model, not a curated record